AUGCCAGAUCCCACAAGAUUAGGUGCUAACCCUCUUUCUGGUGCCAUCUCGAAAAGGGCGACUGGACAUGUGGGAUUCGUUGAAUGUCUGUUGCCCUGGUAUCAAGAAACCUUAAUCCCUCCUUCUUAUCGGCCAUUGGAUCGUUUUUACGUAGUCCUAAACGUGAGCAAGGUGAUGGCGGUAAUCUCUUGCUUACUUCAAUGCAAAGUUAUCUCAAAGACAACCCUUGUACUCCUCUUCUUCUUCGUCUGUCCGUAUUGUGCUCAGAAAUGGCAUGGAUCAUUCCUGCUGCCUAGUCAGGGCAUGGUCGCCACGAGACGAAGCCAACAGUCCCACCACGUCCCAACAAACCGUAGAAUGAGCGAGAUUGAAGCUGUAGACCACGUGUUGGAGUUGCGCUAA
Molecule: messenger RNA, 402 nt
Organism: Protopolystoma xenopodis
Lineage: Eukaryota; Metazoa; Platyhelminthes; Monogenea; Polystomatidea; Polystomatidae
Source: the annotation of a GenBank genome assembly